AUGGCUUUUUUUUGUCCCAACUGUCAUAACAUUGUUUUAGUUCAUAUAGAAAAGGGGGUUUAUUUUUAUUGUAAAUCAUGUAAUUAUAAAUAUAAGAUAAAAAAUAAAAUAUAUAAUAAAUUCGAUUGUCAACAGUUUAACAAGACGAUUCCUUUGGAUGCCGUUGAUAUAAAUAAUAAAAAUAUGUCUAAAACUCAAGCUGUAUGUCCAAAGUGUACAAAUGAUGAAGCAUAUUUUUAUAGUUUACAAAUAAGAUCUGCAGAUGAACCUAGCACAAUAUUUUAUAUCUGUGUCAAAUGCAACUAUCACUGGAAGGAAUAA
Molecule: messenger RNA, 321 nt
Organism: Plasmodium gaboni
Lineage: Eukaryota; Apicomplexa; Aconoidasida; Haemosporida; Plasmodiidae
Product: putative transcription factor
Exons: 2
Coding region: 1-321 (106 amino acids)
Biological process (GO): DNA-templated transcription; termination of RNA polymerase III transcription
Cellular component (GO): RNA polymerase III complex
Molecular function (GO): DNA-directed RNA polymerase activity; nucleic acid binding; zinc ion binding
Source: RefSeq, a predicted model, not a curated record